Suricata suricatta (meerkat) is the source of this 3840-nucleotide messenger RNA. It is a transcript of the gene POLRMT, whose product is annotated as RNA polymerase mitochondrial. Gene Ontology annotation, molecular function: protein binding; DNA-directed RNA polymerase activity; mitochondrial promoter sequence-specific DNA binding. The coding region runs from base 40 to 3720 and encodes 1226 amino acids. The transcript has 21 exons. NCBI's taxonomy places the organism in Eukaryota, Metazoa, Chordata, Mammalia, Carnivora, Herpestidae. Gene Ontology annotation, cellular component: mitochondrial DNA-directed RNA polymerase complex. Gene Ontology annotation, biological process: mitochondrial transcription. The record is from RefSeq and is a predicted model, not a curated record.
GCGCAGGCGCGGUGUGGGCGGCGGCGAGCAGCGUGCGGCAUGUCGGCGCUGCGCUGGGGCUGCGGCGCCUCCGGUCUCCGGAGGGCCCUGUGGCCUGCGGGACGCCCCGGCCUCCUGGCCGAGGAAGGGGCCUUCAGUGGUGUGUGGGGCCGCAGAAGGAGCCUGUCCGCCAGCCCAUGUGAGCAAGACCGCCGGAAGGACUGGCGCCACGCGGAGCUGCUGGAGGUGCUCGAGGCGCGGGUGCGGCAGCUGCAGGCCGAGUGUGUGUCGGAGGUGACCGUGAAGAGGGUUGGCCUGGCCCAACUCCCAGAAGCAGGUGGCUUCCAGACACGAAGGAAGGCCCAGAAGGGGGGUGAGGGCGCCGCCCCAGGAUCCUGUGACCACUGGGUGCAGAAACUGGACAAGGAGAAGUGGACGAUGCGGCGGCACAAGCAGCAGCUGGAGGCGAAGCUGCAGGUGCGGGCCCAGCAGCUGGCCUGUGAGCACAGGCUGCGGAGGGUGCCGCAGCUGCGGAGCGCCCCGCUGGCCGAGCGCCUGCUGCGCUGGGAGCAGGGCGCCCCCAGGAGCCCCUGGGAGGAACAGCUGGCUCGGCUGCUGCAGGAGGCCCCGCAGAAGCUGAGCUUGGAGGCAGAGCAGGCCCACAAGGCGGGGGGCCCCUCCUCGCGGCUGGAGACCCAGCAGCAGAGGCUCCUGGCCUUCCUGGAGUGCUGCCUGCUGUCGGGCCACCUGCCUCUCGCCCACCACGUGCUGGUCACCUGCCACGGGACGUGGCGGCAGCAGCGGAUGCUCACGCUGGCCAUGUACAACACCGUCAUGCUGGGCUGGGCACGCAAGGGCUCCUUCCGAGAGCUGGUGUACGUGUUCUUCAUGGUGAAAGAUGCCGGCCUCACCCCAGACCUGCUGUCCUAUGCAGCUGCACUCCAGUGCAUGGGGCGGCUGGGCCAGGACGCCAGGACCGUCCAAAGGUGUCUGGAUCAGAUGGCCCAGGACGGGCUGCAGCUGCAGGACAUCUUCACCAGCGUGCCGCUGUGCCCCAGGGAGCAGGCUGCGCUCCUGCAGGCGGUGCGCAAGGCCCAGCCCGCCUUCAGCCCUCCGCUGAGGCCCCAGCCCGAGCCCCAGGUCAACAGCUCACCGCUGCUCAGGGAGAUCUACGCCCAGGAGGGCCCCACAUCCUACCCCAAGCUGCACCUGCCUCUGCAGAAGCUGAAGGCCCUUUUCCAGGAGCAGCUGCGCGUGGAGAUGGCCACCACCGUCACUGUGGAGUCGGUGGAGAAGGCCCAGACGCCGACCGAGGAGGUUCUGCACGCGCGGAAUACCCUGAAGCAGCUGCGCGCCACGUGGGUGGAGGAGCUGUGCGCGGGGCUGCAGGAGGUCAAGGCGAGUGAGGCCCGAGCCGCCCGCACCGGCCGCCCCACGCUCUUCCCGUACCUAUGCCUGCUCACCGAGGAGGAGCUCGCCCAGCUGCUGCUGCAGACCCUGCAGGUGCUGCCCCCGCAGGGAGAGUCGCUCCUCUCGCUGGCACAGCAGCUGGGCCUGCGCGUCUUCAACCGGUACGCGGUGCAGAAGCAGCAGCUCAGCCAGGUGCAGGCGCUGCAGCAGCGCUACUAUCAGUACCUGCACCUGCUGGCCUCGGACACCCAGGUGGCGGUGCCCUGCCUGCCACGACAGUACUGGGAGACGCUGGGGACGCCGGAGGCCCCCCAUGAGCAGCCCUGGCCCCUGCCUGUGCUGGUGCAUCUGGGCAAGCGGCUGGCCGAGAUGCUGGUGGAGGUGGUGCGCAUGCCCGGCAGCCUGGCCGCCCCUCAGGGCUCCUGCACGCUCAUCCCCGUGCUCUACCACGUGUACUCCUUCCGCAGCUUCCGCCAGAUCGGGAUCCUGAAGCCCCACCCGGCCUUCACGCAGCUGCUGGCGACUGCAGCGGAGCACACGCUGACCUUUGAGGCGGCCGAGGUGCCCAUGCUGUGCCCGCCAGUGCCCUGGACGUCACCGCACACGGGCGCCUUCCUUCUGAGUCCCACGAAGCUCAUGCGCUCCCUGGAGGGGACCAUGCAGCACCAGCGCCUGCUGGACAGCUGCCCGCCCGCCGAGCUGCACGGCGCCCUGGACGCCCUCACCCAGCUGGGCAACUGCGCCUGGCGCGUCAACGAGCGCGUGCUGGACCUGGUGCUGGAGCUCUUCGCCGCCAAGGGCUGCCCCCGCCUGGGCGUGCCGGCCCCGCCCUCUGAGGCGCCUCGGCCGCCCGAGGGCCGCCUGCCGCCCGACGCCUCGCCUGCCCAGAAGGCCGAGCUGCGGCGGGAGCUGGCCCGCUGCCUGAAGGUGGCGCGGGAGAUGCACAGCCUGCGGUCGGACGCGCUGUACCGCCUCUCGCUGGCCCAGCACCUGCGCCACCGCGUCUUCUGGCUGCCCCACAACAUGGACUUCCGAGGCCGCACCUACCCCUGCCCGCCCCACUUCAACCACCUGGGCAGCGACCUGGCCCGUGCCCUGCUGGAGUUUGCCCAGGGCCGCCCGCUUGGCCCCAACGGCCUCGACUGGCUCAAGAUCCACCUGGUCAACCUCACCGGGCUCAAGAAGUCCGAGCCGCUGCGGGCCCGCCUGCGCUUCGCCGACGAGAUGAUGGAGGACAUCCUGGACUCUGCCGACCGGCCCAUGACGGGCCGGAAGUGGUGGAUGGAGGUGGACGAGCCCUGGCAGGCGCUGGCCUGCUGCAUGGAGAUCGCUCGGGCUGUGCGCGCUCCCGACCCCACGGCCUACGUUUCUCAUUUCCCCGUCCACCAGGACGGCUCCUGUAACGGCCUGCAGCACUAUGCCGCCCUCGGCCGGGACAGCGUCGGGGCCGCCUCUGUCAACCUGCUGCCAUCGGACGUGCCACAGGACGUGUACAGCAGAGUGGCCGCGCAGGUGGAGGCGGUCCGCAGACAGGACGCACGGCGGGGGGUGCAGGUCGCCCAGGUGCUCGAGGGCUUCGUCAGUCGCAAGGUGGUGAAGCAGACGGUGAUGACGGUGGUGUACGGGGUCACGCGCUACGGGGGCCGCCUGCAGAUCGAGAGGCGCCUGCGGGAGCUCGGCUCCUUCCCCCAGGAGUUCGUGUGGGAGGCCUCUCACUACCUGGUGCGCCAGGUGUUCAACAGUCUCCAGGAGAUGUUCUCCGGCACUCGGGCCAUCCAGCACUGGCUGACUGAGAGCGCCCGGCUCAUCGCCCACUCGGGCUCGGCCGUGGAGUGGGUCACGCCCCUGGGCAUCCCCAUCAUCCAGCCCUACCACCGGGACUCCAAGGUCUUGAUCAGCGGUGGGAUCCAGAGCCUCACCUUCAGCAACAGUGGGGACACCAGCCAGAAGCCCAACACGCUGAAGCAGAAGAACGGCUUCCCCCCUAACUUCAUUCACUCGCUGGACUCCUCACACAUGAUGCUCACAGCCCUGCACUGCUACAGGAAGGGCCUGACCUUCGUCUCUGUACACGACUGCUUCUGGACACACGCCGCCGACGUGGAAGUCAUGAACCAGGUGUGCCGAGAACAGUUUGUCCGCCUCCACAGCCAGCCCAUCCUGCACAACCUGUCCAGGUUCCUGACAAAGCGGUUCUGCUCUGGCAUCAGGUUCCCACUGCACUCCAAGAGCAUGAGGACUGACAAGCUGCAGGACACGCUGAAGUCGGUGCCUAAGACAGGGUCCUUCGACCUGAAGCAGGUGAACCACUCCACCUACUUCUUCAGCUGACGCGCCCCGGACCGGCCUGUACCGUAGUGUAAAUAAAGCUGUUGUCACCGCCGGUCUCGGGGCGCCUGAGCCCCUGCGGCCUGGCACCGAGCAGUCGGACGCGGGCAGUCUGGACGCCAA